UUUCCAUACCUGAAUCGAUAUCAGAAUGCAGAGAUAAGAAUUUAUCAGUCAUCUCAAAUUACCUUACUCGUAUUUGCAAGUCUCAAAGGUGUUAAACUAUUUUACAGCAUUAACUUCGGAUAAACAUUCACUCACCUGUUUUAAGAUAUAUAUUUAACAAGAAGAAAAUACUAGAUUUUAAAAUUAGAGUCAAAAUUUAAAGUCUUAGAUGCAUAAAUUUGAUAAAUUCUGUAACAUUUUAUGAAUUUCAUUAUCUGAACCGAGAUAAGAUACGUAGUGUUUCUUUUUAUUUUAAAUAAUCUCUGUCCUCUUUUAUAAUGUAAAAUUGAAACUCUUAUCAUUUGUAUUUGCCACUUCGAACAGUACUUAGACUCAUUUGACAUGGUUUGUUUUUAACUACUACUAUGUAAGAUUGCUUCGAUUUAUGAUGGGUAAAAAAGAUCUGAAGAUCGAUUUUGAAGUGCAAAAGCUAUUAAUGUUGCUGAUGAAAUCAGAAAAUGCAUCAAUCGACCAAUUUUUGCAGUAUGAUGGAAUAAAUCAAAGACGUAUUUACAGAAAUAUUUUGAUAGCAAUAGAAAUUUCGAUUGAAAUCAAUGAUGAAGUUAGUUUUAAAGCAUUAUCCAGUAUUUUGGCAUUACUAAGUAAUGUAAACAUUUUCCCCAAUUUAAUUUCUUGCUUUCAUUUUGAUGAUAAUCCCUUUAAAUUGACUAAUGUUGUUAUAGUGACUUGUAAACACAAUCGAUUAGAAAUCUUGAACCAAAUACUCAGUGAUGAUUCUUCGAUUAUCAGUGAUCUCUCCACUAAAGUUGAUGGAGCAUUUCCUUUGCCUGACGAUAAUGAUGAAGAAAGUCACAAUGCCUUUUAUUAUGCUGUGCGCUCAGGAAAUACGAAACUUCUUGAAGUUUUAAUGAAGAAGUGGCCAUUGGAUUAUUUUUCAUCACAUGCUGAAGAACUGUGUUUUCUUCUGUCAAAAAGCUUGAAUGAGUUAUUGUUAAAAAAUGUUGAUGUUUCAACCGAAAUGAAGAUAUAUAUACAUAGUUUUUUGCUUGAUAACUAUUUUCAGCAAGUCAUUCCAUCAGAUUCAACUGAUUAUUCUCAUGACGAUAUCCAAGAAAGUUUGUCAGUUAUUUUGGAGUAUAGUGAUUUAUAUCAAACAAUGAACAAAACGAGCGAAUCUAAGAUCAUGCAGGUGUUCUUAGCAAAACAGAUUGCACUAAAAAUAAUGACUUUAAAAAAAUUGCUAAAAUCUACAUAUGACAGAAUUCCUUGGGAAGAAAUGGAAUUUCACUUAAUUUCCUUUAUCCGGUAUCUGAACAAUCAAGGAAGUUACAUCAAUUGCUUUGUAACAGAGAAUGACUUUGUGAAAUAUCUUAAUAAUUUUUGUGAGUGUCUGGUCUAUGAAACCAAGGAAAUUAAUAAAAUUGACAAGGAAGUGUUAAGUAAGCUUCCUGAAAAAUUAAAACGUUAUGAUGUUGUAACAAGCAUCAUUUCUAAAUAUCCGCAUUUUGAAGAAUUUUACCAAAAUUAUGAGGUAAUUCGUGAUUAUGAAUCUCUCAAUAUUAUUAAAAAAUAUGUGGACGUAGUGACUGAAGUGAACAGUCUUGAAAAUAGUGGAAAAACUGUCAUCAUUAGAGCCUUACAAGUUUUGGGAGAGAAUUUUAAAAAUACUCUUGAAUCGCCAAAACUCUCUCCCGCCACUAACGAUUUUUUGAUGGUGUUCAUACCAAACAAAACAAAUACUAUUCUAAAAUUUUUAAGAGAUUCUUUUUCCCAUGGUUUUCCUUUAUCAACAUGUAAAGAUAUUGAGGAACUUUACGGUACUAAGUUUUACACAUUUGUUCAGAAUGAUGUGAAAAGUUUAAGUUAUGCUGUAACUUCAGUUCUUCAGAAAAUAAAGUUUCGAACUGUCAGAACUUUAUUGGAGAGAAUUUGCAACUGCAAAGACAUUGGUGAAUAUAAAGACAUUUCUCGCAUGAUUCGACUUGUAUAUUUUGAGAAUGAUAUAACAGAUAUUUUACCAAGUAACGACAAUACAGUAAUUACUGUAUUAGAAAAAUUGAUUUCUGACUUAAGUAAAAUUAUAAAAGUGAAAACACAUUUUGAAGAGAGCAUAUUUUCAGAAAUAGCAGACAUAAUUGGUUUUGAAAAGAGUUUUCUAAAUAGGUCCAAACUUGAGUUGGAGUUCUAUCUCAACACGCUAUACGGUGCAUCGAUCCCUAGCNUUGGGAAGAAAUGGAAUUUCACUUAA
Parasteatoda tepidariorum (common house spider) is the source of this 2248-nucleotide messenger RNA. RefSeq lists its product as uncharacterized. NCBI's taxonomy places the organism in Eukaryota, Metazoa, Arthropoda, Arachnida, Araneae, Theridiidae. The record is from RefSeq and is a predicted model, not a curated record.